Messenger RNA from Aspergillus saccharolyticus JOP 1030-1, 8115 nucleotides. RefSeq names its product putative autophagy regulatory protein Atg2 (gene atg2). Gene Ontology annotation, molecular function: phosphatidylinositol-3-phosphate binding. The transcript has 11 exons. The record is from RefSeq and is a predicted model, not a curated record. Lineage: Eukaryota; Fungi; Ascomycota; Eurotiomycetes; Eurotiales; Aspergillaceae. Gene Ontology annotation, cellular component: extrinsic component of membrane; phagophore assembly site. The coding region runs from base 1 to 8115 and encodes 2704 amino acids. Gene Ontology annotation, biological process: reticulophagy; piecemeal microautophagy of the nucleus; autophagy of mitochondrion.
AUGGCCUACUUCCUGCCUUCGUUCUUCCAGAAACGAUUGCUGCGCUAUGCUUUGUCUCGCUUGGAGCUAGUUGAUACUGAGGCUCUGGAUCUAGAUGGUUUGGGCAUACGAUGGGGACAGCGCAGCACCGUUGAACUCCGGGAUAUCGGCUUGAAGCUUGAGAAACUAGCUGCGUUACUUCACCUGCCUGCCUCAAGUGAGCUUCGAAGCGCCCGUGUCCGAUACCUGAAAGUCACCAUUCCCGCCGACAUCUACAGUAGCAGUAUCAUAUGCGAAGCCAGCGGUAUCAAUGUACAUCUAAAGCUACUGUCGGAGGAGGCCUGUCCUACGGGGCAAGGAGACGGGGCCUCCAAUUCACCCCAUGCACCUAGCUCUGACACAUUCAUCCCCAACACUGCCGAUCUUGCACAGUCUUUUCUCGAGGCUGAGCCCAAGGAGGAAAAGGACGAGUUGCAAGCCGCCAUCUCCUCUCGGUCCCAGGUUUUGCAACGUACGUCGGCGUCGAUCAGUGAUGAUGAAGAGGAGCUGGGUUUGGGCAACGAGACGGUGUCUCUGCCUAGCUUUGUUGCUGGAUUCCUCAAAGGUGUCGCGGAUCGCUUCCAGGUUCAGGUCGACGAUAUAUCCUUUCGAGUCGAUGUGGAGAUGAAGCAAGAUGGAUCUGUCAGGAGGCAGCCGGAAGACAGACCUGAUCUGAUCACUGCACUGUUGACUGUUGGUCAAGUGAAGGUGGACGCUAUCUCUGUACCUACUGCCACAGGUGGAGAUCGAUCGCCGAAGGGAAGACGAUCGAUCUCGCUCUCAGAUAUCAAUCUUGCAUUGGUGUCGGAACCAGGUGUCUUCGCCAACUAUGCACGAUUCGCUGCUCCCCCUUCCCCUUCGACUCCAGUCCAGGCGAAGACCACUCAGCCUCCGAGCCGAGCCUCUUCCCCUCCGCCUGAAUACUCUUCGGGCACCUCCACUCUUGAAAUGACACGAUCGACUAUACUUGAGCCAUCGGCGCCAGCCAUUGACUCUCAACGCCUUGACCGACAUGCCCCAAAACUCGAAGGGUCCGUAUACACCUAUGACGGAAGGUUCUCAGACGCCGACACGGAGGAGGGAGAAACACGGCCUUAUGGUUACUUGGAGGAAUCUCAGGAUUUCGCUGAUGAUGACAAGUUGUUGGAUAAUCCUGCCUACCUUGAUUCUGUCAUCAACUCUCAGAUUCAAGACGACGAGUUGGAUGAGCUGGAAAGUCUGGCCAGAGAAGCUGAUCAGUUUACUGCAAGCGAUGAGCUUGUCCCGCGCCCUCUACAAGUGCCCGCACAUGGCCUCGCGGACUCGGCUCAGGAUACACAUAAUGCAGUAGUACUAGCACUGAGGCCACGAGUGUCAGAAUUGCAUGAGGUCGCACAUUUUCCCGAACCUAGUUUGCCUCAAUCACGACCGGCGCUUCCUGCACCCGAUGCAGAAUCCGAUCGAACCCCGGAGCCGUUCCCACCUAUCCAGCUAUCGCUACCUACAUCCGCGCCACCUUCCGAAACCGAUAGUUCAAGUUCAACCAGUGGGUCUUACCAUCAAGGAGAUCUUAGUGAAUCUCGAUUGUUCUCCCACGACGAAGCACAAAGCAUGUACAUGAGUGCUAUGAGCCAUGGUUUCACGGCGCGAAGCUUCAUGCCGAAUAUGCCGGGUGCUUGGGACUUCUCUGAAUCUCAGACUAUGAAGGAACCCGUUGCAGAGUAUGCAGUCACAGGCAGUUCUACCGGUGGCCCUGAGCAAGAGGACAACGAUGGGAUAUCUGUAGCGACACCCAAACUCACCCCUCAAUCUCAGCCAGCCCUGUCUCGGUCUCAAUCAACCGAGCAACAGUCGCCAGUUUAUCAUCCUCAGUCUGAUCGGAACGCAGGACUAUCCGUUCAGGCUUCAACUGGAGAACAGAAGUCGCCAGACGUUGCGAGAACAUUUUUUAGCAUUGAUCGGAUUCAGAUCUCAAUCCCUUCCAGCAACUCUGACCAAGAGGACAGUGAGGAAUCUGCAGGACCCAACCGAAGGAAUUCGAAUGACAACCCGAGGGGACCAACCGUCAAGUUGCACGAAUCCCUAGCAGAGGACGGCCUCUUGAACUCGUUGAUGCGAUCUCGUGGCGAAACAAUCACGCCUAUUCCUCCUAUACACGAUGCUAGAGUGUGGGGUCAGCAUGGACUUGGCAUAGAUAAUCACAUUGUGUUGGAAGUGUUCUCUGCAGAAGUCCAUUUUGACAUCGCAAUAGGUUGGCUGGUGGUCAAGGUUGGGCAAAAGAUACUAAAUACAUUCGGUGGUACGGCGGAUGACACGACAAGAGAAUCUCGUCCGCCACAGAAAUCGCGGGCGCCCCAAGCCUAUCGCAUUUUCCUUGAUAGCUUUGUUAUCAAGUUUGUUGAGCAUGUCCAUGGGCACGCAUACCCUCCAUCCCCCGACACGUCGAUAUUUAUUACCUCAAACCAAGAAGAAACUCUACUACAGGCCGUAAUCUCGGGCUGCAGAGCUGAUAUUGGAGUAGACGACGAUAUCACUACUCUGCAUCUUGAUGUGACCAAAUUCAUGGUGGGCUUUGCGGAUGAGGAACUAAUCUCUUUCAGCGAGGAACUCAAGAUGCGCGAGUCCAUUAGGGACGUCACUUCUUCGAGUCAAGGUGACAUCGCGUUGAAGGUCUACAUGUCUCCGAAAGCGAAAACGGUUGAGCUCAUGACACUCCCCUUGCAACUUAAUAUCAAUAUUCAGCGGCUAGAAGAGGCCAUGGGCUGGGUUGGUGGGCUGAGCACCAUUUUGGAGCUUGGAAGCUCCAUUUCAUCUAGCUCUUCCAGUAAAGGGCCGAGCAAGGACGCACCGAAGCGUCCUCGCGGUGUACACUUCGAGAGUGGCCCUCCCCCAGCGACUGCACAGCCACCUAAAACCGCACCCAUUAAGGUUAAUGCUCGCAUUGGGGGCAUUGCACUCAAUAUUAUCGGGGAAAAUCAUUACAUCAAACUUAGGACAACUGCACUUAAGCUUGUCAGUCGAUCUGAGGGCUUAGGAGUUCAGAUUGAUAAGGCGAAAUUGAGUGGGCCAUUGCCUCUGAAGUUCGACCGCGAUGCGCCCGCUACUGUGAGCUUGGAUGAUCUCAGAUUUGAAUACCUUUUUGCCCCCAAAGAGCGCGAUCUUGAUCGACUUCUCGCGUUGAUCACACCUUCGAAAGAUAAGUACGAUGAAGACGACGACAUAAUGCUGGAUACGCUUUUCCGUCAGCGUAAUCAGGGAUCCGUUCUUCGUGUGACGAUUGGCGGGAUGAAGGCCAUCAUCUCUCGAACCGCCGAUAUGGAGUCCCUUGCGCAGCUUGGGGACGAGAUAAGUCGACUGUCGAACGUGACUAAAUAUCUGCCUGAGGACGAUCGACCCGGGGUCCUGACUUUGUUAUUGAUCCGUGAUUUUGAAGUGCAAACAUACCUUGGUGGAAAGGUGGGCGUCAUGACAGCUAAGCUUCAGAAUACCGAAGCAGCAUAUAUAAGUCUUCCAUCCCUUGUUGCUGCUCAAAUCGGUCACAUACAGGUUGCAAGGAACGGAGAUGAGGAACUUGUCGGCGAUGCUCUUCCCGGCAUUGAAGGAUCUUCCUCUAGUGACACUGCAGCACCGGUUCUCAUGGCCCGCUUCAUCGCGGAUGAGAUGGAUCCUACGAUCAAGAUCAAGCUACAUGGCCUUCGUGCAGAGUACUCCCUUCCUUCCGUCAUCGCAUUCCUCGGACUCGGAGAUGAGUUGACAACCGGUGAUGUCGCUGCGAACAUGGCAAGUUCAAUAGCCAACCUUGCUGAGCGUCAGCCGGUGCAUUCGCAAAUGACUCGAAAAGAACCGAACCAGGAGUCUCCGUCAAAAGCCUCCAAGUUGACAGUCGAUCUUCGAGACUGUGUCCUUGGUCUGAAUCCACGCGGCACCCCUGCGAAGGGUCUCGUUGUCCUGACCAACGCUAAGUUCUCUGGUACCAUGCAUGACGUGGUCUCUUCGGAAGCGGUUUUGGAUCUUCGAAAGGCAUCGAUUAUGGUUAUCGACGAUGUCAAGAACGUUGACCUCACGGAUAUCCCUCAUCCAAGGAACUUGAACUCCCCUCAAACCGCCCAGGUUCAAUCUUUGAUUGGCAAAGGCUAUGUUUCAGUCUGCACAGUUUCUUCGGCCACGGCUACCGUGAAAAUUGUGCGCUUGAGUGAAGACGGGGACAAAUCUCUCGAUGUCGAGCUCAAGGACGAUUUACUCAUUUUAGAAACUUGCGCCGAUUCCACACAGACUCUCAUAAGCAUUAUGAAUGGGCUGCAACCUCCUACGCCCCCAAGCGUGGUCAUGAAAUAUCGAACCGAAGUACUCCCCAUACAAGACAUGAUAGCGUCUUUCACAGGAGAUGCAUUUGUGACUGAUCAAUUGGAAGAUGCUACUGCCGCCACGCCUGAUCACACCGAACAAACACGAGGUGUAGGAGAGGAACUGGAUGAUGAAGUCGAAUAUGUGAGCGUGGAUUCCGGGCAAAGCUCUCUGCAGGGAGCCGCCUUCGCGACAGGGUCAAAUGAGCUACUGGACAGUUUCCACUCGCAGUACCAUGUCUCGUCAAGUGUCUCGGAUCUCGACUUCCGUGAAGACCACUUUGCGCAAAAGUCUGCUGUUGGGGGUACGGCACAUAGAUGGGAUUCGACACAGAACACCUAUGGUCUCUCGGACGACUCGAAGCUUCAGAGAAGCCCCUUGCGAGUGAGAGUACGUGACGCUCAUGUGAUUUGGAACCUGUUUGAUGGCUACGAUUGGCAAAGAACACGAGAUACAAUCAGCAAAGCGGUUAAAGAGGUUGAAAGAAAGGCGACUGAGCGCCGUGCCCGCACCGGUAGUCGAGCGUCUCCGAGCUUUGACGAGGAAGAGGAAUCCGUCAUCGGAGACUGCCUGUUCAACUCGAUUUACAUUGGUAUCCCUGCCAACAAAGAUCCCCGAGAGCUUCGCAGCGAUAUCAAUCGGAACAUUGAUGACCUUGUCAGUGAAACCGGGAGUUAUGCCACCACUACAACUGUGACCGGAGCAAAUGUGCGGCAGAGUCAAUCACCUUCUUUGCGGGGAAAGAAACUACGGUUGUCGCGGAGCAAGUACCACAAAAUGACCUUCGAGCUUAAGGGAGUAUGCGCAGACCUGGUUGUCUUCCCGCCCGGCCUGGACGAGACGCAAAGCUCUUUGGACAUUCGGGUGGAUGAUGUGGAGAUCUUCGACCAUGUCCCUACCUCGACAUGGAAAAAGUUCGCAACUUAUAUGCAUGAAGCUGGCGAAAGAGAGAGUGGAACGAGUAUGCUACACCUCGAAAUAUUGACCGUCCGACCUGUGCCAGAGCUUGCCGCUUCCGAAAUCGUUCUGAAGGCGACUUUGCUCCCUCUUCGAUUGCAUGUCGACCAGGACGCUUUGGACUUUAUCUGCCGGUUCUUCGAGUUCAGGGAUGACACUGCACAAACCCCGACCGCUCCGAGUGAUGUUCCCUUCGUGCAAAGAGCUGAGAUCAAUGCCGUGCCAGUGAAACUGGACUUCAAACCUAAACGUGUCGAUUAUGCUGGCCUCCGUUCGGGUCGCACCACCGAACUCAUGAAUUUUGUCGUACUUGACGGAGCAGAUAUGACGAUGCGGCACGUCAUUAUUUACGGAGUUUCUGGCUUUGAUAAACUGGGUCAGACGCUCAAUGACAUAUGGAUGCCCGAUAUCAAGCGUAAUCAGCUACCUGGUAUCCUCGCUGGUUUAGCUCCUAUCAGAUCUCUCGUCAACGUGGGUGGAGGGGUCAAGGAUUUAGUUGUGGUACCUAUGCGCGAGUACAAGAAGGACGGUCGUAUCGUACGGAGUAUUCAGAAAGGCGCCUCGGCAUUCGCUAAGACCACCUCAACUGAAUUGCUUAGACUAGGGGCCAAGCUUGCGCUUGGGACGCAAACGGUGUUGCAAAGUGCCGAGGACAUGCUGACCAACGCCGGUGCACCAACUGCAGGUCAAGACGAUGAUCUUGGCGACGAUGAAGAUGCCAAGAAGAUCUCGCUGUAUGCCGAUCAACCAUAUGGGGUUGCUCAGGGUCUUCGAGGCGGGUUCAGAGGAUUGGAGCGCGACUUGCUCACGGCACGGGAUGCCAUUGUAGCGGUCCCUGGCGAGGUAAUGGAGAGCGGAAGUGCCAAAGCUGCUGCCAAAGCUGUGAUGAAACGUGCGCCGACUCUUAUUCUCCGUCCUGCGAUCGGUGUCACCAAGGCUGUGGGCCAGACGUUGCUGGGCGCGGGCAACACCCUCGAUCCGAGCAAUCGCCGCAAGAUGGAAGACGCGAAAGGCAGUAAGGAUAAGAGCCUACAAUCCCGACUAGCCAGUCGGGAUUUGAUAUACAGUAGGUACCUUACCCAGGCACUAAGUCUAUACAGGCGACAGUGGGUUGAUCUCAUUCUCCGCUCUUCGGAUGACUGGCUGCCUUAUCGGAAGGAAGUUUACUCGAAACGGAUGGAUGUUUUGUGGGCUUUGGAGCCGCAGUUUGGGUUAUGGGUAUAUGGUCUUGCUGGUGGUGCCAUGUACUCCAAAAGUACUCCCCUCCUCAUUGCUGCCCAAGUGGGAAUUUCCCGACGGGGCGAACAACUCGAACUCCUCUCCUCCCUCUGCAACCUCUCGCUCUACAUAUCGCUGCGGAGUCAAGGCACAAGCCGCCAAUCUACAAUGACGAUAGCUCUCGAGGGCGGGCCACCCUACUAUGGAUCCCCUCACCACCCCGACGCUAUACAUUAUAUGUCGACGUCGCCUGCCUCUGACCCUCUCCAGUCACUCGCUUCAAAACCCCCUGCUAUAUGCUCGGCAGGAUACGCGGGGAACCUGUCGCUGCACAAUUACCGCAAAUUGCUGUCAGACAGUGAUCCUUUCAUCGAUGGCCAGGACGGGAAGCUGCUCAGACGCAAAGACGCCGCUCUGCAUUUGAACCAGAACCAGCCUGGUUCCGAUCCAGCCAUUUUUCCUUGUCCCAUGUCAUCUCCAGCUUCAAGUCCGCCGCCACUAUCGCCGUCCUACUCCCCUAGCGCUAGAAGCGAUCAGGAUCCGGAGAUCCUGCACGGCUUUGGCCUGUCGCCAAGUGCCAUUGUGUCUGCCCCAUUGAGUGCACCAUUGAGUGCAACAUACCCUGGGGAGAACCCGCACAGGCUUUUGGUAUGCGAUCAGGAUACAUUCCGGGACAGACUCGAAAGCUAUCCCGAGCCAGGCACAGAUCCGGAAUGUUUCACCCGCAGACACACUAGGACCCGCUCCGACUCCAUUUUAUGGAGCAUGAAGAAAACAACAGCGACCAUUGUUGACCACGGCACGUCAUUCGAAAUCAUUAACCCGCAUGAGUCGCUCGAUUUUGCUCGGAUCGUCUCGUUCAUCGAGGAUGUCGAUGGCUAUUCAUUACGGGCCUCCAGUGGCCACCAGCGCGAUUCAUACAUCGAGGUGAUCAAUGAAUCGGAGGUAGUCCUCGAUCAUGAAGGCCAAACGGGCAUUGAACAGGCCGAGCCAUCCUCGGACACGAAUCCACAGCAGGUGCAUCACGAUCUGGUUGGAGACUCGCCGCACCUCCCCAUGCCGUCGAUAUCGGAACUCCUGGAAUGCGAGGAGGCCGAUGACACGCCCUCAAAUUACUCGCGCUCGCCCGGCCGCACGCGAAAGCGACCGGCGCCGCUCAGACCGCGGGCCUGGACUACGGACGAGGGGGACCUCGGGGAGCCGGGCUCUCCGAUCCGAGAAGAUAGCCAUUUUCGGUCGCAAUCACAUGUUCCACUGCCCGUCCCCUCCCCCUACUCUCUGGAUGGAAACCAUCCGCCCUCUUUGGCCAGCACAGCAGCCUACUAUGAUCUUGACCUCUGGUACGGGCCCCAUGGGAUCGACCCCAGCCGCCACGGUCAUCCUCAUCCACUCCACUCCAAUCCUGCCUCAUCACAUAAUCUCUGUCCGUCUCCCAUAUAUAUUCCCCAUACAGCCCUGCAUCAGCAGCAGGAGAUCCGUAUUCAGAGUGGGAUCACCAAAAUCACCGACCGUCGUAAGAAGAACGCUAAAGGCGGGGGCAGUGGGCCUCUCAAGCCUUUCAAGCGGUUAUACAACAUGUUUCAACGCAAGCGGCAGUGA